Molecule: messenger RNA, 894 nt
Organism: Hermetia illucens (black soldier fly)
Lineage: Eukaryota; Metazoa; Arthropoda; Insecta; Diptera; Stratiomyidae
Product: protein FRA10AC1 homolog
Exons: 3
Coding region: 64-816 (250 amino acids)
Biological process (GO): dephosphorylation
Molecular function (GO): phosphatase activity
Source: RefSeq, a predicted model, not a curated record
AUUGGCGAAUAUCAACUAUAGAAAAGGUUCUCAUCGGCACCCGGUUUUGUUUUGGUUUUCAAAAUGUCGCAAUUUAGGCAUCUAAAUCCCUACGAAAGGCACAAACUCGUCGUAAAUGAAUACAUCCUUAAUCAACCAGGCAGGGCAAAACUUCUCCAACGUAGACCAUUGGAUGGAAAACGAGAUGCAGACGUUAUUCGUGAAAAUCAUAAAUUUCUCUGGGAUGACGACGAGGCCGAUACGUGGGAGAAGAGAUUAGCCAAAAAAUAUUACGAUAAACUGUUUAAGGAGUACUGCAUUUGUGAUUUAAGUCGGUAUAAGGAAAAUAAGAUUGCACUGAGAUGGCGUAUCGAGAAAGAAGUCAUCAGUGGAAAAGGACAAUUUUCUUGCGGCAACAAAGUCUGCACGUCGGAGACAGGACUUCGCAGCUGGGAAGUGAACUUCGCCUACGUUGAGCAUGGAGAGAAGAAAAAUGCUCUCGUCAAGCUGAGGCUGUGUCCGGAGUGCUCGGUGAAGCUGAACUAUCACUCGAAGAAACGAGAAGUGAAACGGAUCAAGAGCAUGAAGAAACGGAAAGAACGAAAGCCAAAGGAGGGAGACAGGAGACCCUCACAAAGUCCCGGUCCGUCAGGCGAAAGAGGUUCCGAGGAAAUGAAGGGCAAAAUGGACGAAGAAACGUCUGCUGAUGAAGAUGGAAACCAAUCGACUGAAGAAGUUGACUUGACCGACGAAAAGAUCUGGACGCAAUCAAGGGAGACAGAAGAAAUGACUCGAGAGGAAGAGUUCGAAAAAUAUCUAGAGGAUUUACUGUUAUAAUAAAAGACGAGGGUUUUUUCUACUAUAAGCUUGAAGUUAUGUGAAUAAUAAAAAAUUGAAUCGGAAAAUAAAAAGAAA